UUUAUAAACCUUAGUAUCCGGUUUUUAUUCUACCACCAAGGAACACACAACACUAUUUGCAAAAGUUCUCUUUGAGUCUAUCAUCAGUGAGUUUCAGAAAUGAGAGGGAUGAAGAGUUUAGCCAUUUGGGCUCUCUUUGCUGCUUUACUCUCACAGCAGCUCUUUGCUUCUGUUGCUUCCAUAAGGUUCGAGGAUGCGAAAACAUACUACUCUCCUCCUGACCCAAAUGCAGGAACUCCUCCCCCUGUCUCACAUGGAACUCCUCCAUCACACGGUGGAAGCUACACUCCAACUCCUUCGACUCCAUCAUACACGCCUCCUUCUAACUGUGGAAGUCCACCUUACGACCCUACUCCUUCAACUCCAUCUCACCCUUCACCUCCAUCACAUACUCCAACUCCAUCUCACCCUUCACCUCCAAAACAUACUCCAACUCCAUCUCACCCUUCACCUCCAUCACAUACUCCAACUCCUUCCACUCCAUCACACACCCCUCCUUGUAACUGUGGGACGCCACCUCACGAUCCUUCCACGCCUUCACAUCCUUCAACACCUUCACACCCUUCAACGCCUUCACACCCAACGNCCCUUUAG
Messenger RNA from Camelina sativa (false flax), 594 nucleotides. The record is from RefSeq and is a predicted model, not a curated record. Lineage: Eukaryota; Viridiplantae; Streptophyta; Magnoliopsida; Brassicales; Brassicaceae.